GACCCGGGACGGAGGAAUGGCACCGGUCACCCGAUAUCCGGAUUGAAUAAAAACAGAGCGAACGGAAGGGACGAAGAGCAAACUUAGCGCGCUUGGGUUCUGUGGAAUUCUCUCUCUCUCUCUGUCCCCCUCCCCCCUAAACCGACCAAACCGUCCUAAGAAAACGAAAAAUAAUCCCCCAAAAAAACCCACCACGGCGAUCAAAACCUUAGAUCCCUCUCUCGCUUGUCUUUUUUUUUCCUCUCAUGCGAUCCUUGUCUUCUCCUCCUCCCUAGGGUUUGAUGCCGUUCGAACCCUUGAUGUCCUCUAGAUGGACGGCACCUGCCCCUUCUCCCUCCGGUCCUUUCUGAUCGUCGCCUUAGCCACAGCUCUGUGCUGCCUCUGCGCGCUCUGGGCCUUCGGCGGGGUCUUCAGGAAGGCCGAGGCGAUCAAGAACAAGAAGUCGUCCUGCAAGUGUGUGUGCUCCUGCGGCGGUGGGGGGGACUCCGGCACUGCCCGGGCGAACGGGGAGAUGGCGAUGUGCGGCGAAAAGAGGACCGCGACGGCGGAGCGGCAGGUUGGGGGUUCGAUGAUGGAGCAGCUGGUGCCGGAGAUCACCACUCACGCUCUCAGCUACCUGGACUACACUAGCCUCUGCCGCCUCUCCAUGACCAAUUCCGCCAUGAGGAGGGCUGCCAACGAUGAUGGGGCCUGGAAAGCUCUCUAUCACAAGGACUUCACAGUGGAACAGGACAGCAUCACCCCAGUUAAUGGAUGGAAGUCUUAUUAUGCUGCUACCAAGGCCAUUAUUAAUGUCAAUGCAGAGUUUUAUAACAUCAUUAGAGAAGGAUCUCUACCAGCAAUGAGUCGCUUUUGGCUUAAUGCAGACUAUGUGCAGUGCAUACAUGGCUCUGGAGAGUUAUUUAUGGGGUAUACUGCAGUGAUUGACAGUUGGGCUCUUGCAUUCAAUUGGGCUCAAGGAGGGGGUGGUCAAGGUGUUACCUUUCAGAUACGGAAUGUACGAGCUCGUGUGCUCAGUGACAUGGCAUGGAUUACUAUGAAAGCUUAUGUUGAUCUGGACUCAGGGCCAUUCCAUGUGACCAAUAUCUAUGAGUUUCACAACAAGCGGUGGUACAUGGUUCACCAUCACAGUUCAGUAAUGCUCAUGGAUGGGGAUCCAGGACCCCACAAUCUUUUAGGUUGAAGCGGAUAGGAAAUACAGCAAUUGCAAUACAUCUGAAUGUGGCAAAAGCUCUGGCUUCUUUUUUUUCUCUUCAGUUUAAAUUUCCUUAUGAUUUUUUUCCCAUUUCACCAUUGGAAGUUUUUUGUAACCUCACCUGUCUAGACUGUUAAUAUAUAUUUGUCAUCUGUUUUCUGUCCAAAGGCCAUAAUAUAUUCUUUUAUUUCUUUGAACUUUUUUUCAUUUCAUCCUGAGAUGAUUUUGGACA
Molecule: messenger RNA, 1427 nt
Organism: Elaeis guineensis (African oil palm)
Lineage: Eukaryota; Viridiplantae; Streptophyta; Magnoliopsida; Arecales; Arecaceae
Product: F-box protein SKIP8
Molecular function (GO): protein binding
Source: RefSeq, a predicted model, not a curated record